AUGUGCAACGCGAGAACUUAUGAGGCAGCAUUGAGGAUCCUUCGCGCGAUACCGCCAAGAGCCCUAGCCUACGAUUUCUCAAAGGCGCAUAUUAAUCCAAACGAUGGAUGGUGUAGGCUCGCCACGAUUCAGUUACACGAUUCUCUAUGGGACACAUUUGGCAAAGUCCUAGACGGGGAGCGCUCCACUGAAUCGCUUGUCCGGCUUGCGACGAAAAUAUCGGAAAAUAGCUCUCGGCCGCUACGGGAGGAUUAUGUCGACCCAAAAGACUGGCUUCAAAGCUUCUCUGGGGCUAAUAUGAGGUGGGAGGGGCUGGGCAUAUUAUUCAGUCACUGGUCCUUUGGCAUCACUGAAUUUGGACAGAGCCCAGGGCCUCCUCAACGAUGGAUUCCGAACUUCGCCGACUAUGUCUUGAGAUAUCGAGAUUGUGCGUGGGACGCCAUAGAGAUUACGAGAAGCACAGCAAGUGCGAACACGCUACUACUUUACCUGUUAUAUGCACAAGAGUGCCUGGAAUCAAUCAUUUCGGGAGAUGAAAGUCUUCAACACUCCAGACUCCAUGGCGAAACCGUGAGCAUGUUAACGUACCUUGGGUUUCAUGCGAUAAAGGGCGACAUGCACGAUACGGGAAUUUGCACCCAGAUCAAGCGGCGCUUAUUUGGCAAAGUGUAUCACGGCGACAAGGUAGUGUCGACAUAUGCAGGCCGACCACCCAUGCUCUCCCAACGGUUUGUCUCUACGCUUCUGCCACUUGACGUAUCAGACGAGGUAUUGAUGGGGGUAAUACCUUGGCGCGACGACAUUGUGGACGAGCAGGGCUGGAAUACCCUGGGCAAAAUUUAUUCUAGCACGCUACUUCGUGCCCGAGCUCACAUGGGUUUCAUCAGAGACUCGAUAUUAGGUUAUAAUCUGCAGGCUGAGGGGAAUAUAGGCAGAAACGACCUCCUUGACCUCCGCAUGAAGCAAGAAAACAUCAUCGCGGAAUUCCCAAGAUUUAUAGCAUUCAAGCCUGAAGAUAUAGAAGAUCGAAGGUUAUCCGGCCCGACACUAUAUGCAAAGCUUCUCAUUGAGCUCGAGCAUUUGCAGAAUCUUUUUUUGAUCGAGCGCCUGCUCUGUCGAGUUGGCAAUACCUCCUUAAGCCCCGAACUUCUCCAGGUCAGUGUCAAGAUGGUAUCAACAACCCUUUUUUUCUGGACGCACAAGGACAAGGUGAUUGGUCUUUAUGACUUUGAGUGGAUUGUCAUGGGAUAUGCUGCGCCUGCAGCUGGCAUCCUCUGCUUAGAUUUAUUGCGACCGUGCACCGAUAAUGCAGUGCUGGCUUCUUCCACCUCUCGAUCCGAGGUGAUCCAGAUGUUAUGUCUUCUUAGCGGAUUUCUCGAUUGGAUAAAGCCUUUGACACCGAAUAGGGAAUUGAGUUCUUGCGUGCGGAGGGUUAUUCAGCGCGUACUGGACGAGACGCUAAAUUUUUCGUCCAACUCGCUGGAACCUGCAGUGGACACCAUGGAUUGGGGAGCAGAGAUGGAAAUUAACAUGAAUGGUUUUGGGUAUGACUUGUUGGGAACUUUCGACUGGAUGUUACCUGAGGUAGUCCAAAGCGGCAAGUGA
Akanthomyces muscarius is the source of this 1605-nucleotide messenger RNA. RefSeq lists its product as uncharacterized. Gene Ontology annotation, biological process: DNA-templated transcription. Lineage: Eukaryota; Fungi; Ascomycota; Sordariomycetes; Hypocreales; Cordycipitaceae. The record is from RefSeq and is a predicted model, not a curated record. Gene Ontology annotation, molecular function: zinc ion binding; DNA binding. Bases 1 to 1605 code for a protein of 534 amino acids. The transcript is spliced from 3 exons.